Mugil cephalus (flathead mullet) is the source of this 2826-nucleotide messenger RNA. RefSeq names its product arylsulfatase I. The record is from RefSeq and is a predicted model, not a curated record. Bases 111 to 1829 code for a protein of 572 amino acids. NCBI's taxonomy places the organism in Eukaryota, Metazoa, Chordata, Actinopteri, Mugiliformes, Mugilidae. The transcript is spliced from 3 exons.
GCCACAGAUUCCCCCAUUUUCCUGCAAAUGCGAUCCGAACUGCAACUUAUUCAGCGGAACAGAAAAAACACACAAAAUCAGUGGAUAUUAGUGACGAAGCAUCGCUGGACAUGAUGGGGAGAAGCUGCAUUUUGUUUUUCCUGUUGAUUGGUGUGUCCUUUCUCAGCAGCAUUGGCUGCCUGGGUGAACACAAGUCUAUGAAUGACAGUGUGGGCACGGAGGAUGUGGAAAGGCCUAUGCCUCCUCACAUUGUCUUUAUCAUGGUGGAUGACCAGGGUUACGGAGACAUUGGCUACCAUGGCUCGGACAUCCAAACUCCUGCCCUGGACCACCUGGCAGCAGAUGGGGUCAAACUUGAAAAUUAUUAUGUCCAGCCUAUCUGCUCACCCUCUCGCAGUCAACUCAUGACAGGACGCUACCAAAUUCACACAGGACUCCAGCAUUCAAUCAUCCGACCACGUCAACCCCUCUGCCUGCCCCCAGACAUUCCCACCCUACCAGAGCGUCUGGUUGAAGCUGGAUACGCCACACACAUGGUGGGUAAAUGGCACCUGGGAUUCUGCAGGUCGAGCUGCCUGCCCACUGGUCGUGGCUUUCAGAGUUUCCUGGGCACGCUGACUGGAAGUGGAGACCACUAUUCCUACCAGAGCUGUGAUGGAGCUGAAGCUUGUGGAUUUGACCUGCAUGACGGGGACAGACCUGCCUGGGAGAUGAGCGGGAACUACUCCACUCUGCUCUAUAUAGAAAGAGUGAAGCAGAUCUUGACAAGCCAUGAUCCCCAGACACCACUCUUCCUCUACCUGUCUCUUCAGGCCGCCCAUACACCCUUGCAGGCACCAGACCAUUUCCUGCAUCACUAUGAUUCCCAGAGUAACCGUCUCAGGCGUCACUACGCAGCCAUGCUGAGCUGCCUGGAUUACGGGGUUGAACAACUGGUCCAGGAACUGAAGGAAUGCGGCCUCUACAAAAACUCAGUACUGAUCUACUCAUCUGAUAACGGUGGGCAGCCUCUGUCUGGAGGAAGCAACUGGCCACUGAGAGGUGGCAAAGGGACGUACUGGGAGGGGGGCAUCCGGGCUGUCGGCUUUGUCCAUAGUCCCCUUCUGAAGAGGAAGGGUGUAGUAAGCAAAGCACUGAUCCAUGUCUCUGACUGGUACCCUACAUUACUGGGGCUUGCAGGAGCCCCACAAUCCCACCAUGGCCUUGAUGGUCAUGACGUAUGGGGGAGCAUCAGCGAGGGCCUGCCAUGUCCUCGCACUGAAAUCCUUUUCAACAUUGACCCAGUCUCCAGGCAAGCCGGGGAACCAUAUGACAAGGCACUGGUAAUCAACGGCUUUGGGAUCUGGGACACAGCCGUGAGGGCAGCAUUUAGGGCUGGGGACUGGAAGCUACUGACGGGAAAUGUGGGUGACGGGGACUGGAUACCACCGCAUGCUCUUCCUGGUGGUCCCGAUCGGUGGCAGAAACUUGAGAAGCGGCGCAAUGAGAUUGGGAAAUCAGUUUGGCUGUUUAACAUCAACUCUGACCCCUAUGAGAGGUCCGACCUGGCAGAAGCUCGUCCAGAAGUAGUGAAGCAUCUGCUGACCAGGUUGGCAGAGUACAACCAGACCGCCGUCAUGGCUAGAAAUCCACCAGAUGAUCCCAUGGCUGACCCAGAGCUUCAUGGAGGGGUGUGGAGCCCCUGGCUGGGCCUGGAGGGACAAGAGCAGGACCAUGAAGAGAAUGGCAGGAAAGACAGGAUGAUCAAGAUUAAGCAUUGCAAAUUAUGCAAAUUAAAAGCCCUCUUCAAGAGGGUCGGGUCACGCCUGCAGAGAAACCCCUUAUUCUAAAAAAAAAAAGAGUCUCUUCUGGCGUUGUAAUUAAACUAAAGGAUUCAGCAUGCCUCACAUGAAAAAGAACGUGUCUAAACUUUAAUAGCUCUUUCCAAAGGACGCGUUAUGAGAUGGAUUAUGUCAGGAGAUAGUACUUAAAAAACUGUAUUCAUUGUGUUGCCCUUGGUCAUACAUGCAAAAUAAAUCCAGAGAUAGUCUCAUGAAUAUUGAAAAAAUACAGCUUGAGAGAAUAGUUUUCACCUUGCAAGCUUUUUUACCUCUACACGCCUUGUCACCCACCUUACUGGAUGAACUGGAUGAAAUAGCUAACAGCAAGUCUCAAAAUCCAAAAUGUGAGGUCUAAGGAAGCAUACUGACAUCUAGAACAGGAGGAAGCAGAAAGUAAAGACAAAUAUGAACAAACACAAGACGCCAGACCAGAAGAAAAGCAGAGGUCAGAUAGACAAGAUAGAUCCACAAUCAAAUGCUGAAGGUCGGCAGAUAAACAGGCAGCCUGAUAGACAAAGCAGACAGAUUUGUGCGGCUGGCUGAGCAAGCUGAGUCACUCGCUGUCCUGCAGCCAAACUGCGGCAGGGAGACUGUGGGCUGUCGUUGGACUGUGCAGGGAGCAAUGUGUGUGUCGCUGGGCAUGUACGACUGUAUUCAUGAAUAGUUUGAUUAAUACACGUAGAGAUAGAGCGCGUGCAUGUGGAAGUGAGGCCUGUAGUGACCUUGCAAUGUCUCAUCUCUUAAUCAUCCAAGAGGACCCUUUAAAGAGGACACAAAGACACCCACGGGGCUUGUUUUUGUCAAAUGUCACCUUGUUCUUUUUUCUUAGGGGUUACACAGAUUCACGUCUGCUCACAGUACUCUCCUUUGCCUUUGAAAGACCUCUGACUGCCGCGCAAUGUCCAGUCCCUGCGGCAGCGACGCACCAACAAAGGUUCAACAGCUGAUACUGUCAGAACUCAUCUAUGUAAGAAAAUGCUGAAUAAAAAUCUGUGUUUGCCAAUCA